AUGUCCGCACUCCACAGUGGCUUAACCGAUUCCAAUAAGCAGCGCCUCUCGACGAAACGGUUACCCAUUUUGGAAACUAGACAUCUUCACGAUUUCAAUACUUGUUUCGGGAUAGCCGCUCACCAUGCAUCGCCCCCACCGGUGCCCAAAAAGCCCAACUGGAUUGGCACUCUAUCAUUGGGCCAGAAAAAGGCAAUGUCUAUAUGUUGCAACUCUGCAAUAGCCAUGGCGGAUCGGGACUUGUACACAGUUGGAUGGAUUUGUGCUAUCCACACCGAACUCGUCGCAGCGUUGGCAUUGUUGGACGAAAGGCAUGACUGCCCGAAAGAGCUGGAUCCAAACGACUCCAACAACUAUGAGCUCGGCAAGAUCUCCAACCAUUACGUCACAAUUGCUUGUCUACCCGACGGCGAACAUGGAAUAGCUGCUGCUGCUGGCGCUGCGAUCAAUCUAUUACGGAGCUUUCCCAACAUCCGCUUUGGAUUAAUGGUAGGCACCGGAGGAGGUGCUCCAACAAGCCAUCACGAUAUAAGACUCGGCGAUGUAGUUGUCAGUACACCUGGAGACGGCAAAGGGGGAGUCUUUCAAUACGAUUUUGGUAAAACUAUGCAGAACCAAGCUUUUGUUGAAACUGGCUUCUUGGAUCAGCCUCCAAGGUUGCUACGAACAGCAGUAGCCGGGCUUAAGGCUUCCUACGAAAUGGAUGGCCAUACGCUUACUGAAGAGGUCAACAACGCCCUCCAAAGAAAACCACGACUCAAAAAGACAUACAGUCGUCCACAGACUGGCGAUAUACUAUAUAAAUCCACCUUUACACACAUAUCUAGACAAUGGGAAGCCUGCGAGGCAUGUGACGACGAUCCUUCCAACUAUAUAUCACGACGUCCGCGAGAUGAGAACGACGACGAUCCUACUAUUCAUUAUGGAUUAAUUGCCUCCGCCAAUCAACGUUUGACCGACCAAAUGAGCGAGCUUACUUUCAACACCGAUAAAAUCGCCCAUAAACUUGACCUUGCAAAACUGUCAAUUGCCGAGGGUGCAGAGUAUGGUUCAUACGCGGACCAGCACGAGAAUGAAUGCCUUCAAGGAACUCGGACCAAGAUUCUCCAUGAUAUUGAUGAGUGGGCCACAUCAUUAUCGAGAAAAUGCAUAUUCUGGUUAAAUGGAAUGGCAGGUACCGGAAAAUCUACGAUAUCCAGAACAAUAGCGAAAACUCUUCGAGGAAAAGAUUUAUUAGGCGCUUCGUUCUUUUUUAAAAAGGGUGAAGCGGACCGCGGAAACGCUACGCGUUUUUUCUCGACCAUCGCUUCACAACUCCAAACUAGGGUUCCUGGAAUGGCCGAUCAUCUAAGAAAGGUCAUCGAUUCUGAAUCUCAAAUAUCGACUAAAUCACUUAAGGAGCAGUUUAAAAGGCUUAUUUUAGAACCAAUAUCCAGUUUGAAGGCUGCUAACAACCAGCCUUCAUUUUUGGUGGUGGUGGUUGAUGCCUUGGAUGAGUGCGAUAAUGACAAAGAUAUUAAAGUCAUACUUGAUCUGAUUCCACAGCUACAAGCAAGCAGUUCUGUACACUUCCGAGUAUUCAUCACCAGCCGGCCAGAACUACCUAUUCGACUUGGAUUUAAAAAAAUGGAAGAGAACGAUUAUCAGGAUCUCAUUCUUCAUCAGAUCCCUAAAGACGAUAUUGAAUAUGACAUUCAAUUUUUCCUAAAAUCCAGGCUUGCUGAAAUUCGCGAAUCCAGGAUGCUACCAGAAGAAUGGCCUGGUGAGACAAACAUUCACACUCUUACCACAAUUUCCAUUCCUUUAUUUAUCUUUGCCGCUACCAUGUGUCGUGUUUUUGAAGACCAUGACAUGGACCCUCGGAAGUGCUUGGAAGAUUAUCUGAAGCAUGAGGCCGAAGACUCUAAACUGGACGCGAUAUACCUUCCAGUGCUGAACCGAAUAUGUACGAAGUACAGCGACACUGACGGACGGAAAGACCAGUUCAUUGAAGAUGUCAGGGAGGUUGUUAGUGCGGUUAUGCUUCUCGAGAGUCCUUUAUCAAUUACCAAGCUCUCAGUGCUCAUGGGUAUUCCAACUAAGGCAAUCAACUCCAGGCUGAAUUCCCUACACUCAGUGUUGAAUGUCCCGAAAGACGAAAAUAAGCCGAUAAGACUCUUCCAUCUGUCAUUUCGUGACUUCUUAUUAGAUCAUAAAACUCCAGCGAAAACGGCGAUCUGGAUAGAUAAGAAAGCAACAAACCAAAAGUUAGCUAUACAGUGUCUCAACAUCAUGCGCACUCAUUUAAAGAAGAACCUCUGCAAUCUACCAAACUACGCCGUUAGCUCCAAUAAUAUACCUGAUGAAACCGUUAGCCAACAUUUAUCACAGCCGUUGGAGUACUCGUGCCGUUACUGGGUUGAGCACUUGGUCCAAGGUCAAGGCCCAGUAGAAGAUUCCCAAUCUUUUCUGGAAAUCCACUUACUGCAUUGGGUGGAGGCAAUGGCCAUCUUGAAAUGCGUACCAGAACUCAUUAAGGCGUUAACAUAUUUGCAGUUGUUUAUACAGGAUAAUGGCGACGAUCAAGUUUCGGAAUUCCUUCUUGACGCUAUACGAUACGUUCUUAGAAACGAAAGAAUGAUAAAGAAGAGACCUCUCCAGCUUUACGUUUCGGGAUUGAUAUUUGCCCCUGCAGUUUACUGGGGUGCAGAAUUGGGAGAGCUCCAGAACUCUUUCGACCCCGUCUGCUCGGCAAUUUCCUCUACUGGCUGCGUACUUGCGGCCGGGUUUUCAAAUAUGACUAUGCGGUUCUGGGACACUAUCACAGGCAACUUAAUAACCGGGUGGAGGGCUGGUGAAUCCGACCGGAUCCCCUGGAUCCAAGCCAUCGCCUUCUCUUCAGACGAUAAAUUGCUCGCAGUCUGUUUAGGUGGCUCAGGAAAAUUACAAAUAUGUGAUUCUACCAAAGGUACCUUGCAUAGCACCUUCGAUGAGGAUGUGGGCCGGGUCACCUCUCUGGUCUUCACUGAUGGCGGUCAAGUACUUGCGUCACCAUCCAAGUCUUGGGACUUUUUGACUUGGGAUCAUGCUACAGGCAUUCAACGGCACUUGCUUACGAGACGCCUCUCGGAAGAUGCCCAUGUCGCACUAUCGCCUACCGGCUUACUAUUGGCAGCUUUUGGUUGUUAUCAAACAGAAAUUGAGUUAUGGAAUCUCGCCACUUGUAGCUGGCAAUGUAGACUGGCGGGCCAUGCCAUGUUCGUUUCAUGUAUAACGUUUUCUACAGAUGGUCGAUUAAUAGCGUCCGGUGACAGAGAUGGCACCAUAAUUAUUUGGGAUGUUGCCACAGGCGUCCAACGGCAGCACAUAACGAAUCGUCUAGGAUCAGUUUUCGGUAUAUCUUUCUCACCAGAAGGGCAACGGCUGGCGUUAUUGUUUAAGAGGCAGGGGUCUAUUGUUGUUUGGGAUCUCAGCGAAAACCGUUCGAUCCAAAUUUUAGGGGAUAAAUCCCGGGCAAGGCGUGAUGUUCUCUUUUAUAGAGACAAUAAAACCCUGGCAUCUAUUGGCGGACUCGAACCUAUCAGGCUCUGGGAUGCUACUGAUGUAUCACAAAAAAGUCGACAACCACAUGCUUCUCAGGUCAAAUCGGUCGUCUUUUCUCCUGAUGGUCAGCUUCUAGCCACUGUGUGUCGAAGAGUCCUCAUCUGGAUGGUUACCAGCGAAAGCAUAAUUCAAAAUCUAGGGGAUAUAUACCACGGUAAUAUUUUGACCUUCUCACCAUCCAAUACGCUAUUGGCUUUCAGUUCUUCCCCUACAGUCAUCAAGUUAUGGAAUAUCAACACAGAGAUGCAACAAUCUAGCAUUGAUGCUUUUGGCGAAGUUCGUUGUAUCGCUUUUUCAUCAGAUGAUCAGCUUGUAGCAUGUCUGGUUGACCUUCAAGACAUCAACGUUUGGGAUCUCACUACCGGUACAUUGAGGAAUAUCAUAAGCGAUUUCCAGUACGACCCGCACAUUCGCUCGAUCAACUUUUCCUUCAACAGCGAGUACUUAGCUACCUAUACGCUAUUCCCUCAUCCUGACCAACCAAAGUGGCUGAUUAAGGCCUUUCGUUUAGUCAAUACAGAUAUAGCGGAUUUUUAUUUCUGGGCUCCUGAUGCAAAAGCUCACUUCAGUCGUGAUCAUGUUAACAGGGUUCAUGACGUCCCUGUAUUCGAAUUUGGGACUCCACAAGUUGAUUUGAACGGAGUCAUGGUAUCCGAAGGGAAUGAUGAACGGACGAAUGACGUGCAAACCCGAUUGGUAGUAUAUGGCGAGUGGCUCUAUUAUCAGGGCGAAAAAGUGGUAUGGCUUCCUGAUAGCCGUCGAGCGAGCUGUUGGGCCUCUAAUAAUAAAACUAUUGCCAUUGGGCAUGAUUCUGGAGGUGUUACGAUUAUCAAGAUUUCGCCGCAAUCUGGUCGCGGUGAGUUUCAUAAUAUUUGA
This is a messenger RNA of Trichoderma harzianum CBS 226.95, 4458 nucleotides long. RefSeq lists its product as hypothetical. Gene Ontology annotation, biological process: nucleoside metabolic process. Lineage: Eukaryota; Fungi; Ascomycota; Sordariomycetes; Hypocreales; Hypocreaceae. The coding region runs from base 1 to 4458 and encodes 1485 amino acids. The record is from RefSeq and is a predicted model, not a curated record. The transcript is spliced from 6 exons. Gene Ontology annotation, molecular function: catalytic activity; protein binding.